This is a messenger RNA of Pygocentrus nattereri (red-bellied piranha), 1813 nucleotides long. RefSeq lists its product as uncharacterized. Gene Ontology annotation, biological process: immune response; cellular response to lipopolysaccharide; negative regulation of T cell proliferation. Gene Ontology annotation, cellular component: external side of plasma membrane. Lineage: Eukaryota; Metazoa; Chordata; Actinopteri; Characiformes; Serrasalmidae. The record is from RefSeq and is a predicted model, not a curated record. The coding region runs from base 1 to 1806 and encodes 601 amino acids. The transcript has 14 exons.
AUGCGUUCGGGAUGGGAUCCAGGCCCCAUGUAUAACUACGCUAACCCGGCAUACUUUGAGGUCAGUGCCGACACGGAGUGGGGCUGCACUCUGGUGAACAAUGAACAAAUAUUGAAUAUCGAAGCACAUAAAGGAGGGUCAGUCCUGCUGCCCUGCUACUGCACUGACCUACACACCAAACCUGAGGAAUUCAGCUGGAAGAAAGACAACCCACACCGAAAAACAUGGGAAGAGAUAUCCAGUGGUCAGUACAGAGACAGAGUUAAGCUGGUUAAUGGUCACUCUCCAGGAAACCUCUCUCUACUCAUAUCACACCUGACUGAAGAGGAUACAGGAGACUACAGAUGUGCGGUUAAAGGUUCCCAUAUAAUCAUCGAACUCACUUUCAAAGCCUGCACUCUGGUGGGAAACAGUGAAACACCAUUGGAUAUCACAGCUCAUACAGGAGGGGCAGUACUGCUGCCCUGCUACUGCACUGACCAACACACCACACCUGAGACAUUCACCUGGCAGAAAUACAACAGAAACAGAUGGGAAGACAUAUUCAGUGACGGUGACCAGUACAGAGACAGAGUUCAGCUGGUUAAUGGUCACUCUCCAGGAAAUCUCUCUCUACUCAUAUCACACCUGACUGAAGAGGAUGGAGGAGGUUACUGGUGUGGUGUUAAAGGUUCCCAUAUAAUCAUCAGACUCACAGUAGAAGAACCUCCACAGUCUCUGCCCUUCGUCCCCUUUGCCUUGGUGACUGUGAUCUUUCUCCACAUUAUAGUAGCUGUGGUUUAUCACACCAAGAGGAACAAAGGCUGCACUCUGGUCAACAAUGAACAAAUACUGAAUAUCACAGCACACAAAGGAGGGUCAGUACUACUGCCCUGCUACUGCACUGACCUACACACCAAACCUGAGACAUUCAGCUGGAAGAAAGACAAGCCACACCGAAAAACAUGGGAAGAGAUAUCCAGUGAGAGUGCCUGCACUCUGGAAAAAAAGAAAAAACUGAGCAUCACAGCUCCUAUAGGAGGGUCAGUACUGCUGCCCUGCUACUGCACUGACCUACACGCCACACCUGAGAGAUUCACGUGGCAGAAAUACAACAGAACCAGGUGGGAAGUGAUAUCCAAGGAUGGAGGAAGUUACUGGUGUGGUGUUAAAGAUUCAUAUAGAAUCAUCUUACUCACAGUAAAAGACGGACCACCUAACGCUAUAGCAUCUACUGCAGUGGUCAGUGUACAGACCAGUCCAACCACUUCAACCACACAUUCAUCUCAAAAGCCUGAAGACGGACCACCUAACGCUAUAUCAUCUACUGCAGUGGUCAGUGUACAGACCAGUCCAACCACUUCAACCACACAUUCAUCUCAAAAGCCUGAAGACGGACCACCUAACGCUAUAGCAUCUACUGCAGUGGUCAGUGUACAGACCAGUCCAACCACUUCAACCACACAUUCAUCUCAAAAGCCUGAAGAGGGUCCAACUAAAACUAUAACAUCCACUGCUGUUGACAUCCAAACCAUUUCAAGCACUUCAACUGCGAAUUUCUCUAAAACACCUGAUGAUUAUUCCACUUCUUUCAUCACAAUUCCUGUUGUUCUUCUCCUGCUGGUACUAGGAGGAGUCAUCUACUGGAGAUACAGAGGACAGAGACGAGGACAGACGGAGAGCCGAGAGCAAAGAAGGAUGAAGAGAAAACAGAAAACACAGGAUGAAGUGACGUACUCUACUAUCGUCCACAGUAACACAACUAGAACAACCACAGUCACCCUCAUUGGAGAAAAGACAGAAUACGCCACCAUCAGAGUAAACUAGUAACACC